Messenger RNA from Phaeodactylum tricornutum CCAP 1055/1, 915 nucleotides. RefSeq names its product coproporphyrinogen III oxidase. The record is from RefSeq and is a predicted model, not a curated record. Gene Ontology annotation, cellular component: cytoplasm. Bases 1 to 915 code for a protein of 304 amino acids. The transcript has a single exon. Gene Ontology annotation, molecular function: coproporphyrinogen oxidase activity. Lineage: Eukaryota; Bacillariophyta; Bacillariophyceae; Surirellales; Neidiaceae.
AUGCGCAGUCGCUUCGAAAAACUCUGCCGCGAGGCCCAAAUCUCCAUCACCAAGGCUAUUGAAGAAAUCGACGGGGAAGGCGUCUUCCGCGAAGACUGUUGGACACGGGCCAACGGUGGCGGCGGUAUGAGCCGGGUGCUGAGUGGCGGCAAGGUCUUUGAAAAGGCCGGCGUCAAUUUAUCCGUCGUCUACGGUUCCAUGCCACAGGAAGCACUGCAGGCGGCGACCGAGCGGGGAGUCGACCGGGCCAAGGGGAUGGCCCCCGGUGAGCGGGUGCCAUUCUUCGCCUGCGGCUUGUCCUCCGUCAUGCACCCCAAAAAUCCACACGCACCCACGAUGCAUUUCAAUUACCGCUACUUUGAAACCGAUGGUGGAGUUUGGUGGUUUGGCGGUGGAACCGACAUUACUCCGUCGUACUUGAACGAAGACGAUAUGAAACACUUCCACGGAACCUACAAGGAAGUCUGUGACAAGCACGACCCGGAAUACUACGAGGAGUUCAAAGCCUGGGCCGACCGGUAUUUUGUCAUUCAGCACCGUAACGAAACACGGGGGCUCGGUGGUAUCUUUUUUGACGAUCAAAACAACAAGACGCCGGAUGAGCAUUUCGCCUUCUCCGAAGAAGCCGUCAAUUCCGUCAUUAAAGCCUACGGCCCGAUUGUGGAAAAGCACAAGGACGAUCCCUACACGGAAAAGCAAAAGCAAUGGCAAUUGAUGCGAAGAGGUCGUUACGUUGAAUUUAACCUCGUGUACGAUCGGGGAACUGUUUUUGGCCUCAAGACGGGCGGUCGGAUUGAAAGCAUCCUCAUGAGUUUACCCGAAACAGCACGUUGGGAAUACGAUCAUCAGGUUGAACCAGGUUCACCCGAAGCGGAAUUUCUGGAAGCCUGCCGGCAUCCCCGCAGUUGGGUCUAG